This is a messenger RNA of Selaginella moellendorffii, 1521 nucleotides long. RefSeq names its product pentatricopeptide repeat-containing protein At2g13600. Bases 1 to 1521 code for a protein of 506 amino acids. The record is from RefSeq and is a predicted model, not a curated record. Gene Ontology annotation, biological process: RNA modification. Gene Ontology annotation, molecular function: RNA binding; protein binding. The transcript has a single exon. Lineage: Eukaryota; Viridiplantae; Streptophyta; Lycopodiopsida; Selaginellales; Selaginellaceae.
AUGUAUGGCCGGUGUGGGCGCCUGGACGAGGCCCUCCAGAUCUUCACUUCCAUGGAAGAGCGCAACAUCUACUCAUGGAAUCUCUUGCUCACGGCGUACGCUCACAACGAAGACUACCCACGCGCCAAGCUCGUCUUCGAUCAAAUCCCCGCCAGGGACGAGGUGUCGUGGAACAUCCUGAUCGCGGCGUAUGCCCGGCGCGGUCAUGACGAUGGAGCGCUACUGCUUCUCGCGCUCAUGGAUCUCGACGGCGUCCCCGCAAAUCAGUUCACGUUCCUCAGCGCGCUCGAGGCGUGUGAAUCGAUCCGGCAAGGCCGGAUCGUUCACGGGCUUGUGGCUGAAUCCGGGAUGGAAGAUCUUGUUAUUGUCAGCACUGCAGUUGUCACCAUGUACGGAAAGCUUGGUAGAGUGGAUUCGGCAAAAAAGACAUUUGACAGAAUGCCUCAUAAGAAUGUGAUUACUUGGAACGCAAUGCUUGCAGUGUAUGCCCAAUCAGGGUAUCUAGACGAGGCAAAGUUGUUUUUUGAGUUGCUGCCUUCAAAGGAUGUCUACUCGUGGACCACGAUUAUAGCCGCGCUUGGAGAAUUUGGGUAUCUGGAGGAAGCUAGAAACGCUUUCGAUAAAAUGCCAAGAAGAAACGUUGUAUCUUGGAAUGCAAUGGCUGCCGCAUAUGCCACAAACGGGCAUUUGGAAGAAGCGAAGGUGGUGUUUAAUCUCACUCCAAACAAGAACACGGCCUCGUGGAACUCCAUGAUCUCGGGAUACGCACAGCACGGGAACGAGGAGGCCAUUCACCUCUUCCGACUCAUGGAUCUGGCAAGCGAUCCAGCGCCUAACAGGAUAACGUUCAUCAGCGCCCUGAAUGCCUGCGCGUGCUGGUCCUGGGCUCUGAUCGUCGGCAAAGCCAUCCACGACCACCUGGUAGCGACGACCAAGGUGGCCGUCCUGGACGUGACCGUGGCAACAUCCCUGGUAAACAUGUAUGGCAAAUGCGGGGAUCUGGAUCAAGCAAGGGAGAUCUUCAACGCGAUGCCGGCUAAGGGCUUUGUUACAUGGAACGCGAUGCUGGCCGCGUAUGCACAGCACGGGCAUGCCGCAUCCGCACUGGAUCUAUUCCACCUCAUGAACCUCGACGGCGUAAGCGCUGACGAUAUCACAUUUACGAGUGUGCUCGCGGCGUGCAGCCACCUCGGGAGCUUGAGCCGAGGGUUGAGUUACUUUGCAGACAUUGCCCAGAGCUUCUCAAUCGCACCAACUUGCGAGCACUACUUGUGCAUGAUCGAUCUCCUGGGUCGGGCUGGGCAAGCCGAGGAAGCCGCGGACUUGGUCCACGCCAUGCCGUUUGAGCCGAGCUCCGUGGCGUUGACAAUGGCGGUGGGAGCUUGUGGAGUCAACGGAGACCCAACCGGUGGGAAGAGCGUGGUCGAGUCAAUGGCCGAGGACCGCGAUCCGGCUCCCUACUUGGUGCUGUCCAACAUCCACGUAACAAGUCAACGUAACAAGUCAACGGCACAAGGCUAG